CACUCUCCCCCCGCUUUGUGAUGGUAUCGCCCACUCCCACGGAAACGCCGGUACAGCUGAAGCCUCAGCACAGUGUGGAAAGCAGGUGGAAUUAAGUUGUCAGGUAGAGUGAAGCUCAACACAGUCAGUGGAUCGACUUGUGCGGUCUGGCAGACAUCAGUAAAAUUUCAGAAACGCUGGAUAAGCUUAAUCUUGUUGAUUUGAAUGGACAAGGCAGCCAGAGGUAUACAGCCCAGGUAGUAAAGACCAAUAAAGGUUCCAUAAUGCCUGUGAAGAAGAGGAAACUGCCUGACUCUGAGGAUCAUGGGCAGAAAUGUAAAAUUACAAGUUUUACUCGUCCUCAGGUCCGUGGUGUGAAGCCAAACAGCAGUGAAAGACAGUUUUCCGGUAAAAAGUGUCUGGCAUGGUUCCACAAGUAUGCCGGACCGGAUAAGGUGAUUGGUCCGGAAGCGAUGGAGAAGUUCUGUGAAGAUAUCUGUGUGGAACCAGAGAAUAUUAUAAUGUUAGUUUUGGCCUGGCAUCUAGAAGCUGCAAAAAUGGGAUAUUUUACAAAAGACGAAUGGCUUGGGGGAAUGACAAUAUUACAAUGUGACUGUACCGAGAGGUUAAAAGGCAAACUCGAUUACUUGCGCAGUGAGCUCAAUGACGCCGUAGCCUUCAAAAAUAUCUACAGAUAUGCUUUUGACUUUGCCAGAGAUACAAACCAGAGGAGUUUGGACAUGGACACCGCUACAUCCAUGCUGGCGUUGCUGCUGGGGAGGACCUGGCAUCUCUUUCCUGUCUUCCACCAGUUCCUGGAGCAGUCCAAGUACAAAGGACUGAAUAAGGACCAGUGGUACAACGUACUGGAGUUCAGCAGGACCAUCAACACAGACCUCAGUAACUACGAUGAAGACGGUGCUUGGCCUGUGCUGCUAGAUGAGUUUGUGGAAUGGCAGAAGACAAGGUCAGCAUCUAGGCUGCCAUACAUCACCAACAAAAGGGAAGGAGAGCGAAAACUAACGGCAGAGACAAAACCGCUGACAUGAGAGAAGAAGAACAGGAAACAAAAAAACACGCCUAACAUAAAAACAUGGACUGCAGAAUCAUCGCUGUAGGACUCACUCACAUCCUGUCAGAGAUGGUCUCUGCCAGCGACACGCCGUUGCGGGGUCCUUUCUCUGAGUAGAAGUUUUUUUGUUUUCCUGGUUUUAAUUUGGAAAGAAGAAUGUGGGGAAACAAAAUGAGCUGAAGGAGUUGUGGAAUUUGCUCCCUGAUAAUUAUUUUGUUUUGCUUUUGUGUCUUGUUUAGAUGUUUUCACUGGUAUUAAAAAGGAGAUGAAACUACAA
Messenger RNA from Girardinichthys multiradiatus, 1328 nucleotides. RefSeq names its product DCN1, defective in cullin neddylation 1, domain containing 5 (S. cerevisiae) (gene dcun1d5). The record is from RefSeq and is a predicted model, not a curated record. Gene Ontology annotation, biological process: positive regulation of ubiquitin-protein transferase activity; protein neddylation. The transcript is spliced from 10 exons. Gene Ontology annotation, cellular component: ubiquitin ligase complex. NCBI's taxonomy places the organism in Eukaryota, Metazoa, Chordata, Actinopteri, Cyprinodontiformes, Goodeidae. Gene Ontology annotation, molecular function: ubiquitin conjugating enzyme binding; cullin family protein binding; ubiquitin-like protein binding. Bases 264 to 1028 code for a protein of 254 amino acids.